This is a messenger RNA of Chanos chanos (milkfish), 1320 nucleotides long. RefSeq names its product serine/threonine-protein kinase Aurora-3. The transcript is spliced from 4 exons. The record is from RefSeq and is a predicted model, not a curated record. Gene Ontology annotation, biological process: protein phosphorylation; mitotic DNA damage checkpoint signaling. Gene Ontology annotation, cellular component: nucleus. Gene Ontology annotation, molecular function: protein serine/threonine kinase activity; ATP binding. Lineage: Eukaryota; Metazoa; Chordata; Actinopteri; Gonorynchiformes; Chanidae. The coding region runs from base 1 to 1320 and encodes 439 amino acids.
AUGGGAGAUCCCACCAAAACAUUGGCUGGAGGUUGCUUUGGGAAAAUUUACAAAGAGAAGUAUAAGGAUUCCUGGGCUGCAUUAAAGAAGGUGCCUGUGGGUUUCAUAACCAGACAACAACUUGAUAGGGAGUGCCGUGUAUACCGCAAUGCCCAACAUCCCAACGUGGUCAAGCUCUUGGGUGAUCCUUGGCUGAGGGAUUCAAAGUGGCACAUCCCCCUGGAAUUCAUCACUGGAGAAGACCUGGAAACAACGAUUUUCAAAGCACGAAUGUCUAAAAUACAGCUGACACCAUCUGUCAAAGCCACCAUUAUCACUGGCAUGUCUGAGGGUCUUCUGCAUCUGCAUAGCAAAAACAUUGUUCACCAAGAUAUCAAACCAGAUAACAUUAUGGUUGAGCACCAAACCCAUCGUGCUGUGAUCAUUGAUCUAGGACUGGCAAAGUUCUCACAUAAUGGGAUUACCACCGCUGCAAACCUGGGCAAUGAAGCAUAUUCUGCCCCUGAAAUCUUGAAUGGUGGCGUUAGGGAUAUGCGUUCUGACGUCUGGGCCAUGGGUAAAGUUAUCGCUGAAUUCUGCAAUCGUGUAAGGCUGCCAACCAUCUUUGUUUCUCCGGCCAAAAUUGAGGAGAAUCUCAAGGACCAUCCCUACUGCAAAUGUGUUUCCAAGAUGGUGGACAGCGAUCCUUCUAAAAGAGCCACCAUGGCUGGGGUGAUUGAUGACAUCAGAAGGGCUGGGAUAAGUCUGAGAGCAGAAGAGAGGGGAACAAGAACAGGACCGGACAUAGGGGGCAUCAACAAAGGGGUAAAACAGAAAUUCCCCACAGUAACACCCACUCCACAGAGGACGGAAGUGAAGUCACCAUUAGUAGGAGCAAAAAGUUCCUUUCUCUCCCCCACUCCACAGAGGACGGAAGUGAAGUCACCAUUAGUAGGAGCCAAAAGUUCCUUUCUCUCCCCCACUCCACAGAGGACGGAAGUGAAGUCACCAUUAAUAGGAGCAAAAAGUUCCUUUCUUUCCCCCACUCCACAGAGGACGGAAGUGAAGCCACCACUAGGAGGAGCAACAGGUCGUCUUGUCUCUCCACUAAAAGAAGAGGCUCAGGCUUUGACUCCUUUGAACUCCAAGUCACAGAUGAGUCAAAGUUCGCUUCUUCAGAAUAUGUCUUUUCCUUGUCCCCUUCCGACAGAUGGUAAAGUGGUUCACCGUCGUUAUGUGUCAGAGGAUGGCAAAGCUGGCACUCUUGAGUAUAAGGAGGUGGUAAUGAAUCAGGGAAGGGUUGUUAAGUAUGAGGAUUUGAAAUACACCAAAGACUUUUAA